AUGUCGAGUGAAACUUCUCAACAUACGACAACUGCUGCUCUGAUCGUUACUAUAUUAGCAGUUAUCGCUGUCGCCCUUCGAUUCUUAACGAGACGAUUGACUAAAGCUGGUAUUGCGGCGGAUGAUUGGUGGAUUUUGAUCGGUCUUCUGUUAUUGAUUAUAACUGGUAGUCUCCUCCUCUAUGGCGUCAAAUCAGACCCAAAUGGUGGCGAGACAAUCGAUCGCGAUGAUCCAACUUUCGAUUAUACUCCUCAUGUCGUUUAUCUGAAGAUGUCAUGGACAUGCGCCAUCCUUUACUUUUCCGUUGUGACGGCUAUCAAAAUCUCCAUCCUUCUAAUGUAUCGUCGUAUAUUCUCCACUAGUUUGGUACGUUCAUUUUGGACCUUCAUGAGUUUGGUGAUAGUAUGGUGGCUUGUUGGUACUAUCGCUACUGGUAUCAGCUGUGUCCCGGCAACCAGAUUUUGGAUUGGACAUUCCGCAGGCGGCUGGUGUUUUAAUUUCAACAUCUAUUGGAUGGUUAUGGGUCUGGUGGAAAUUGUGGUCGAUAUUGGCAUCCUGGUAUUGCCAAUAGGUGUUGUUGUUGGACUUCAAAUGCCAAAUUCCCAAAAAGUAUUGGUUGGAGGCAUCUUCCUACUUGGAAUCACAGGCAUUGUACGUGUGGUUCUUGGAUAUGCUCCUGGUAGUCAAAAUGUCGACUUUCCACGAGCAGAAUUGUGGUCGGCUGUCCACGUUGGAAUGGCAAUAGUUUGUGCUUGUCUCCCAAACUUUCGUCCACUUUUAAAUCGCAUCACUGCAUCAGCGCGACGCCUAUAUGGUUCCGCUAUAACGAGUGAUAGAGAUCGUAAUACAAGUGGAUCCAGUGGGGGCCGAAGUGCAGCGUCAAAAAACAAAAAGCCAGCGGAAUUGAUGACAUUGGGUAAUAUCCGACGUCAGAGGCCGAAUGAAUUGGAGGAUACAAAUGCAGAUACUACGCGAUUGACCAGGAAUGAGAGUGGAGAUUUAGAGUCACUCCAUCAUGCAGAAUUCAGGGCAGAGAGAACAGAAGAAUCCAGACCUAAAGGAGUCAAUGAAAUAUGA
This is a messenger RNA of Sclerotinia sclerotiorum 1980 UF-70, 1077 nucleotides long. RefSeq lists its product as hypothetical. Bases 1 to 1077 code for a protein of 358 amino acids. The transcript is spliced from 3 exons. The record is from RefSeq and is a predicted model, not a curated record. NCBI's taxonomy places the organism in Eukaryota, Fungi, Ascomycota, Leotiomycetes, Helotiales, Sclerotiniaceae.